GACGGUGAUUUUACGUUGGGGUCCCUCGGCAUCUUACGUCACCCCGCCGUAGACCAGACCCCUAGAGCUACGACUCCCAACCCCAGGGUAGCAGAGUUCCGCGACAGCUCUGGCCCCGUCGGAUCAGCGUCAGGCGAAGCCUGCAGGGACUUGGAAAAGCGGCCAAAAGCCAACUCUGAUCUCUCGCACCCCGCCCCAAUCCGUGGCCACCUGCACUUUGCGGGCUCUUGCGCCAAACAGCGCUCCCCGGAGCCCCCAAAGGCCUGCCGGGCCCAGGCGCGCACCGGGCGGCACGGGGCUCCUGGAGCCGCCCAGCUCGCGGAGUGGCCCGGGAAUGCGCCAGGGCGGGGGCAGGAAGGACCCCUCUGGAGCCUUCCAGACCUCGGGAAGGCUUCCCGCGGAGACCCACUCUUGGAAAGGUUCCGCGACCACGCGGCGAGGAGCACGUGAGCGGCGCAGCUUCUCUAUAAAAACCCCCCGGCUCUGCCGAGCGUGAGGCUAGCGGAGCGGCAAGACAGUCACCUGCGCCACCUGAGGCCGGGCGACGGUGACAGCCCCUCCAGGACGCUCAAAAGGGUGCCGAGUUUUGAUGCUUUGGACCCUCGGGGGCCGGGCUCAGUGCGUGAGUCUAACUUUGAGGCCGGAAUUGGCGGCACGUAGGCAAAGAGGCGCCGGCGCCGGUAGGCGUGCGUUCCCCAAAAUGCUGAGGGCUUGUUUGACCUUUAGGAGAGUUGGAGGAGUCAGAGGGAUCUCAGGCUAGUUUCUUUCAUGUUCUCCACCAAGGAGACAGCCACGAGCGCUCGGGAUCGUCCUCAGAGAAGCCCGGGAGGCCCACGGGCAGCCCGCGGCCCCCGCGCCCCCGCCCCUGCCGCCCAUUAAGCCGCGGGUGAGUUCACCGCCCCGCGGAAGGACGUUCCCAUAAAGUCGGACGCCUUUAGCAGAUAAAGUUCGAGCAGCUCUCCUCCGCUCGGUCCCCGUCACCUCGGCGACCCCUCUUCCCGCGGCAGGCGCGGACGGGGAGAUGGCCGCGGGCUGGGCGGCCGGCGCGGGCGCUUCCCGGCGCAAAGAGGCGCCGCGCGCGUAGCCGCCGCCGCCGCCACCGCCACGCUGACCUCCCGCCGGCUGCUGUGCUGAGCCCCCGGCGGCGGGCGAAGGCUGACGCCCAGAGGGCCGGGAGGCGGCGGCGUCAGCGGCCCGAGGGUCCGUAUGGCCGCCCCGCGCCUGCCGGUGGUGUGCGCCGCGGAACUCGCCGGCGGCGCCUCGGGCUCGGGGCGGCUCUGAGCCGCGCCGCCUGCGGGGAUCGACCUAGCUGCUCCGCGGAGCCGCGGGCAGGAACCGAGGACCAGGAGGCGGCGGCGACUAUUCCUCCCAGAGGGCGAUGUGGCCGGCCGGCGCGGGCACCAGGCUGCCCUGUCCCCGGGACUCUGCGCUCCGGCGGGCGGCUUUCUCCGGAAACCUCAACGCCCUGCCUUCUCACCUCGUGCCCGCCGGGCGAAGCGUGCGGGUCUUCAUCAGCGCCAACCCUGAAGACACAGGAGCAGAAAGACAGGCACUAAGAGAAAAUGUGUAUCCUAAAUUGAGAGAAUUCUGCAGAGAAAACUAUGGAUUAGAAUUUCAGGUCAUAGAUCUCUACUGGGGCAUCGAUGAGGACGAGUGGGACAGCCCCGAGCUCCAGAAGACACGCAUGAAGCAGCUGGAGGAGUGUUUGAAAACUUCCGCAGGUCCAUGUUUUGUUGGACUAUUAGGAGAAAAAUAUGGGAACAUCCGAAUCCCCGGAGAAGUCGAAGCCUCGGAGUUUGAAAUGAUCUUGGAUGCUGCCAUAGAGGCGAAGCUGGAGACGAAGCUCCUGGAAGAGUGGUACUGUCGCGAUGAGAACUCGGUGCCAGCGGCUUAUUACCUCAGACCUAAGUCAGAAAUGCUGCAAAGCAAUAAAAAUGCAAUGCAGCCUUCUGCCAAAGCCAACAAUGAGAAGACCUGGCAAGAGAUAUCAGAUGAGAUCAAGAAGAUAUUCAAGGCUGCUGUAAAACUGUUACAUGAAAAGGGGAAAAUGAAAUAUAGCCAAGCUAGGAGGUACCUGUUCUCAGCGAUAGAGGACGAGUUUGACUUUGCUCUAGGAAAGCAAACUCCAGCAUUCCUAAAGAAGUGUGUCUGCUACAUUCGGAAAAUUGCGAACAUUGAACGUUUUGUGAAAAUCCCAGAGAUGGGAAAGUACAUGGAUAUAACUGGAGCAGAACCAAGGAUUAUGCGGGACGCAGAAGCCCAAGAGAAGCUGAUAAAACUCAGGGAUGAAUUUAUUCCUACUAUUGUUGCGUCAUCUAAUCUGAGAGUGUACACGUCGGUUACUCAUUGCGACAUGAAACUGGGAUAUUCCCAAGAAAUAGAAAAUCAUUACAUAGAAGGACUCGGUAAGCAAUUUUAUGAGGACAUGAUCGAUAUAAUUCAGGCAACCGUUCAACAGAAUUUUGACACCGAAACUGACACGCUCUACGAUGAAAUCCUCCAGCAUUCGUCAUUAUGUAAGACAUACGCCUCCUUCUAUGAGUACAAAUGUGAGUCUCUCAACAUAGUGCAUAAAUAUGUUCUUCCGAGCAAAACUGGGCACAUCAACCCUCUCGUCAUAUACGGCGGACCAUGUACCGGGAAGACCCUCCUGCUGGCUGAGGUGGCAAAGAAGGCUUAUGGCUGGCUACAUGAAGACACAGGACCAGAAUCUGACCCAGUAGUCGUCGUGAGAUUUCUAGGAACCACAGACAUGAGUACUGACCUUAAGACUCUCCUUCUAAGCGUUUGUGAACAAUUGGCAGUUAACUACCGGUGUCUGGUUCAAAGCUAUCCUAAGAAAAUCCAUGACCUUCGUGACUUAUUUAUAAACCUUUUGAAUGAGUCUUCAUUGCAGAGACCUCUAGUAAUAAUAUUCGAUGCCCUAGAGCAGCUCUCAGAGGGUGAUGAGGCCAGGAAGCUUUGGUGGCUCCCAGCUCAUCUUCCCCGCUUUGUUCGAAUAGUCCUGUCCACACUGCCCAAUAGACAUGGAAUCUUACAGAAACUGAGGUGCCUUAUCCACGAAGAAGCCAACUAUAUCGAGCUGAUUCCCCGGGACAGGAAGAUGUGCAGCCAGGUCCUCAAACACCAGCUGCUGCGGGUCAAAAGGAAGGUCACAUCAGGCCAGCAGAUUUAUGUGAACAACGCAUUCUCCAAGUGCACGCUGCCCAUGUUUGUGAACCUGACCUUCAGGGAGGUGAGGCAUUGGAGAUCUCAUAAAGACGUCGAUGAAUCCUCCCUCUGUGUCACCGUUCAUGAAAGUAUUGAGCAGCUAUUCUGGUCCUUGGAAAAGAAGUGUGGUCAGAAACUGGUCUCUAGGGCUCUUGGUUACAUCACCAUGGCCAAAAUGGGUUUGAGUGAAAUGGAACUGGAGGAUGUGUUGGCCCUAGACAACAGUGUCAUGAAUGAGCUCAAUGAGAACGCUAGGCCCAGCAAUCCCCUGAGAGUACCUUAUCUGUACAUCGCGAGGCUCAAGGAAGGUCUCAGCGGAUACUUGAUAGAAAGACACGUGAAGAACGUCACACUCCUGGUCUGGGCCAACAGACACCUGCACCUCAUAGCCCAGAAGUUGUAUCUGCAGGACGACAGUGACCUGCGUGAAAUGCACACCAUCCUGGCAGACUACUUCCUGGGAGUCUGGUCAGGGGGCAGGAGGAAAGCUUUCUGCCUCGAAGACCCCUACUUGAAUGGCUGCCUUGACUUGGAGAGCAGAAGCCUGCUGGAGGAAGAAAAGCACUUCAUGGAACAGGCCUCCUUUGACAGACAGGCUCCCGACCAGCCCUGGGUUUUCCAGUGUAAUCCCCUGGAGCCGGACAUCUUUUUCGUCAAUCAUCGGAAAAUGUCUGAGCUCUUGCACCACCUGACAAGGUGUGGAAAAACCGAAGAUCUGCUUUACGGAAUCAUCAUGAACUUCAGCUGGCUUUACACCAUGAUCAAAAUCGGCCAGUUCGACAAAGUGCUUUCAGACAUCGAGCUGGCUUACACCUACUCUCAAGAGAAGGAGCUGAAGUUCCUGGCGAGCACUCUCCGUGGCAUCAAAAACAAGGUCACUGCAUUUCCGGGCUCCCUUUCAGCAGAGCUUCAGCAAAGACUGCUGCCUGUCGUGAGUUCCCUGCCCAAACUUAGACACCUCCUUUUAGAAUGUGACAAAGACGGGCCCAAAUAUUGCUCCAUUGUGCCGUUACAUUCAUCCAUGGACGUGACAUAUAGCCCAGAGCGUCUUCCUUUGUCAUCUAGUCACCUGCAUGUCACCGAGAUUCUGCCCACCUGUAACCCGAGUACUGUCCUUGCAGCUUUAGAAAAUGGUUCCAUCAGCACGUGGGAUGUGGAAACUCGUCAGCUGCUCAGGCAAAUCACCACAGCCCAGUCUGUCAUCCUGGGCAUGAAACUCACCAGUGACGAGAAGUAUCUUGUGGUGGCUACGACAAAUAACACCUUGUUGGUUUAUGACAAUGUGAAUUCUUGUCUUCUGUCUGAAGUGGAAAUCAAAGGGACCAAGCAUGGAAGCGGCUCCACCUACAUCAAUGGAUUUACCCUGUCGGUCAACCACGCCCUUGCGUGGCUUGAAGCCAGCAAAGAUGUCACUGUCAUCGAUCUGCUCUACGGAUGGCCCCUUUACCAGUUCCACUGCUGGUACGAAGUGACCUGUGUCCAGUGCUCUCUGGAUGGCAUGUAUGCUUUCUGUGGACAGUACCUGAACACCACUACCAUAUUUCAUUUAGGGAGUGGAGAAAAGUUAUGUACAGUGACAUCUGAAUUUUCGGGUGGGUUUGUGAAGUUUCUUCUUAUCUUGGACACGGCUCAAGAAAUGGUAAUGGUAGAUAGUGAGGGAAGCCUUUCUGUUUGGAAUACUGAGGACAUUUCCAGUCCCCAGCUGACUGACGACUUUGACUGCAGAAGAGAAGACAGCGAGGUGGUCAGCAUUGAACUUUCAGAGGACCAAAACGCAAUUCUGAUCUGUAAAGCCCUCAGCAUCGAGCUCUUAGAUACUGGCAUGUGGAAGGUGGCUGAAAAGUUCAGAGCUAAGCACAAUGAACGCUUUAUAUCUGCCGUGCUGUCCAAGAAUGGAGACUGCAUCAUCGCGACCAUGGAAAAUACCUCAGCUGUGUUUUUUUGGAGGCGGGACACGGGACAAUGUAUGGCAAGCUUACAGGAAAUCUCAGGGACCAUCGUCAAGUUGGUGAAAUCUAGUCACCACAACAUGCUGCUAUCUUUAUCAACCAGUGGUGUUCUUUCCAUCUGGGAUAUAGAUAUAAUUACGGCUAUGUCCAACAUAGAUAAGACUGGGAAGCCCAUCCAAAGCCUGGUGUUACCUGCUAGAGGGGAAAUCAUUUAUUCCCUCGAUGGCUCUGAUUGUGUCCAUAAGUGGAAUUUCAGCAGUGGGUUCCUUGAAGCAGUGUUUAAGCAUGAAGGAAUAGUCGAACACUGCGUGUUGACAUCCUCUGGAGAUGUAAUGGUGACCUCAGAUGACAAAAGCAGCCAGUAUGUCUGGCACACCAGCAGUGGCGAAAACCUCUUCCGAAUUAACGGGCAGAGAAUAUCUCAGCUGCUAAUUACACACAAUGACCAGUUUGUGGUCUCUCUGUGUGAGGAAAAUGCCUCCAGGGUUUGGAGACUGGCCACAGGCCACAGGGUCUGCAACAUUUUGACCACUUUGCAGAAUGCCUUUAUCACCUCAGCGAAUACCUUCGUGGUGGGAAUGACCAAAAGCAAAGUGCUGGCGGUCAGUCUCUGGACCGGAAGCAUCACCAAGAAAUUUUGUUGUGAAGACGGCACGACCAUUGUAAGUUUUAAAUUGAUCCCUGACUGUCCUGACAUCAUUGUGUUUAUCACAUCGGCCGAGACCGUGAAUAUCUGGAGUCUGACCGAUGAGGUGAUCUGUCGCCGUGUGCAGCUUCCCAACAACUUCUUGAAAAAUCUGGAGGAUUUCGAAAUUUCUCCCAACGGAAAGCUAGGCAUUAUAUCCAGGGGAGACGAUAAUAUCAACGUACUGGAUUUGCACAGCGGUAAGUUACGGGUGGUUCACGCCUCUGGGGUCAUCUGGCGGCAAAGGCUGUCUCGAGAUGGUCGCUACCUGGUAUACAUUUGUUUCCGAAACGGGGAGGAAGAGGACGAGAACGGCGUGACAUCCAGUUUGAUUGUAAUGAGACUGGCUGACGGCAAAAUUAUCGGUGCUUGUUCCCUUUACAAAACGCCAACUUUUCUUGCCCUCUCACAGAGGCACCUGAACAUCAUAGUGGGUUUUGAUGAUGGCAGUAUAGGGAUAUACACGGUGGUCGACCGUGUGGAUGCUGCACUGAAAAUCAAGAUCGCCACGUCAAAUAGCAGGCAGAUUUUCAACAACGCGACACAGGCCUCCCGGCCGAAGUGUAGCAGUUACUGUUUCAAAGUGUCUGUGGAUUGCUUAUGGAGAGAGUCUACUGAGGUCUUUGCCAGAGACAGUCCCAUCACGGUGAGCGACUCCACUGAGCCCAGUGAGGCGACACCCUCCAAGAAACACAAUCCCUGCUGUGACCGCGGGUGCUCCGCCCUGGAAUCCAGGGGCCACAGCUAUGCCCCCGACAACUGACAGAACGCUUUUCCUGCUCAGCAGACAUGAACGAUACACAUACAAAAGGGGGGGAAAAAGUAUCUUCUGUAUCCCAAAUGAUAAACUACUCAUUUCUUGAAAGACAGGACAGAUACUGAAGUUCCAGUGUUAACGUGCUUGACAAAGGCACAGAAAUGUGGAACUGGUUUGGAGUUUGCUCUUCUUUUUUUUUUUUUUGGGGGGGGGGGGAGUGUCAAAAUUAAUCCGGGAAUGAAGUCUUGACCGAGAAUGUCUCAAAAUGGUGUUUAAUCGGCUACAUCAACUGAAAGUCAGGGGAAUAUUUUUUAAAUCAGCUGUGUGGGAAGCAGCCGCAGAACCCACACCACGGGUUCAGAUGACAGAGGCUAGAACUAUAAACAGACUGCUCGGACUGGGGUUAGUUCUACAGAAAUCACUGGGAGCUGUGAACGUAACGAUUGUGUGGCCGUAAGUAAACAGAGCCUUAAUCUCUCCUUACAUUUUACCAGCCUGACAACUGUGUAAACCCAGUCUACGGAUGGGAGGUCAGAGGUGCAAAAUAACGUAACAAAACGCCCCCAGUGUACUCCCAGUGUCCCAAGGGAAAGGCCGUGAAACGUGGGGCCACAUAUUGUACUGAGCACGAGCGCUAAGUUAACCACUAUCCUAGGGCUACCGAACACGCAGAGUCGGUCUUCGUUAAGACACAGCUGGGACAGUUGCACGCAAGGGAUUCCCUGUCACGGAACAUAACGAUUUUUAAACGACUUCCUGGGCUGCAGGAGAACACAUUGAAUACGGACACGCCAUCUUCUCGUGUCUUUUUGGAAUGACUAUUUGUGCCAGGUGUAAAGAAUUACAGAGAGGGCAUCACAGAUUGGGUCAAGACAUCUGUUCAUUUCCAUCCUUGUACUAACACAAGCCUGUGCUGCUCGGUUAGUUCUAUGGAAGCAUACACUAGUUCCUAAAUCCCUGAAGUAAAUCCUACCAGAAAGAAAGCUUUCUCAACACGCCGUCUUAUGAAACACUGAUGACAUUUGCCUUAUUCUUACUCCUCCUCUUUCCUGUGUAAAACGCAGAUAGAUGACCAAAUACUCGGGGACAACUGAAUAUGCCUGUCUUUGUGCUAAAAUAUUCCAUAAAUCUUAAGGAUGUCCAGAAGUUCCUGAUUGUCCCUGUUUGUAAUCACUUUCUUACUUCCCCACACUCUAUGUAUGCUUCUCCCUCUGUCAGCCUUUUUCUGCUCAAGGGCUCUUUGGGGCUCUUUUAUAAUCGCACCCAUUCAAAGCAGAAGCUGUGAAAUGGUAUCAAACACUUUUUAAACACGACUUCACUUAUUUAAAAGAAAAUAAUCACGUCUCCAAAGAGGGAAAGUGAUUUUCUUCCUUCCAUAUCCUCCACGUGGCAUGUCCUCGGAUGACUGUGCGAAGGGUGUCUGUCAGUAGCGGGGGUCUGGUUUGGCUCGGAAGUGACAGCAGUGACGCGUGUCAGCAGGAUAAUGGCCAAGGAAACGAUGCGCUGUCAGCCCAGCUCUACCAGGAACUCGCCGCGUAUGCCUAGACAGAUCUUUAGCCUCUCUGCUAUACCGUUUUUGUAAACGGCAAAACAAAGGUAGUGAUAGCUUCUGCUCUAGUCGUUAUAUAAGGAAUGGUGAGGACCAGUGUGAGAAAAAAAGGUAGGGACGUCUUGACUGUUUUUGCUAGUGGGAGAAGCAGUGAUCUGAUCCACAGGGAAUCCAAGCUCAUUGCAUUUCACUUUGGAAAGCAGUUUGACACAUAAGCAUACAGAGAUGGGAUUCAGAUAUAAACACCCUACUCCGUGGUGAAAGACUUUUUUCCAGUAUAUUCCUCCUGGUCUAGCUACCAGCCAGAAAGGGGGUAGCCCAGAGAAGGCCCAGUCCACGUAGAAAUCACCUGAAGUUGAUUAUAUGAGUCAAUUGCCUUCUGAGGCAACACAUUCCUAUUCCUGUCAUGAUCAGUUGGACCGCCAUGCCACACAUUUCUAAGAAUUAAAUGCCUAGAUGGAUUAAAUGUAGUGUGUGAAUAUUCUAUGUAACAGCCAAUAGAGUUUAACAAGUGACUUGAAUGAUUUUUCCUACCUUGUUUGCAACUGAUAGCUCAUAUUGAAUGUUUUUAUGUAAACUUUGUAUUGUUGGGAAGAAUUACCCAAUCAGAGAUUUAUAUUUUCAUAAAUGUUACAUUUAGUUAAAUUUUAUUACAGAGUUGUUACACUAGAAAAUUAUUGCGGUCUUCAAACAAUGUACAGUCUUGUGUAUGUAUUGUUUGUAUGAAUAAAAAGAUAAACUACUUA
Messenger RNA from Neofelis nebulosa (Clouded leopard), 8896 nucleotides. It is a transcript of the gene NWD2, whose product is annotated as NACHT and WD repeat domain containing 2. Lineage: Eukaryota; Metazoa; Chordata; Mammalia; Carnivora; Felidae. Gene Ontology annotation, molecular function: protein binding. The record is from RefSeq and is a predicted model, not a curated record. The transcript is spliced from 7 exons. Bases 1379 to 6607 code for a protein of 1742 amino acids.